Messenger RNA from Phycomyces blakesleeanus NRRL 1555(-), 534 nucleotides. RefSeq lists its product as hypothetical. The record is from RefSeq and is a predicted model, not a curated record. The transcript is spliced from 4 exons. NCBI's taxonomy places the organism in Eukaryota, Fungi, Mucoromycota, Mucoromycetes, Mucorales, Phycomycetaceae. Bases 1 to 534 code for a protein of 177 amino acids.
AUGAACAUUUGUGAGAACUUGUGUAGGUUUUGUUUAUUGAGAAAAGAUUUUGUAUCAAAGUUUGACGAGGUUCCUACACUAAACUACUACUGCUAUUUAUAUUAUUUUGGAUUGGGAAAAUUAUAUGACUGGGGUCAGUCAAUACUCAUGUACAACAAUUACAAUGCAAUGCGGAACAUGAAUAGAAUAAGUCAGCAAAAACUAUCUGUAUCUUCUGAAUUCAGAAGGCACUUCUUUGGGUCACAGCCUAAUAGUGACAAUUUCGGCUUGCUGACUCCCACUUUGUGCAAUACACUUGCAGAUGUUUUUCAAGCAAAUAGUCAAGUCUUCCUUGGUCAGGUCAAAACAAUUUCUAUGCGAGACACUAUGAAUAAUUUUGUUAAAAAAUACUAUAUGCAAAACUAUCAAAUGAUAUCUAGCAAUAAGAUUUGUGAAGUAGAACUUAAAGUUGUCCAAACUAUAGACAUUCACUUGCAGCAUGGCAACAAUAGCAGAGAAAAACUGCUCAACGUUGAGAAGUUUGGUGUGUUUUGA